AUGAUGGAUUAUCAAAACAACAACAACAACAACAACAACAGUGAUGAUGAUAAUGAUGAUGACAUCUAUCGCGAUCUUGAGUGUUCUGCAAACUUCUCGCAGUUGUGUGGACGCCCAUCGCUGCGAUUAACACCACCGCCCCCAACUCCUCUCAAAUCACACAACACUAAUCUCAACAGAGGACCCAAACAACAACACUAUCAAUAUCAUCAACAAUUCCCCAUCACCCGUCAGCAACUACGCCGUCAACGUGCAGUGGGGAAUGCACAAACCGCACCCACAUCACCCGUCUGGCCGAGAAGUAAUAAAACUUCUUCUUCUUCAUCAAUAUUAUUAUUCCAACAACAACAACAACAAGAGGAACAACAACAACAACAACGAGCAUUAACACCAGCCCCAACACCAACACGUUUACUUCCCAAUGCGAUGAUGAGAGAAGAAACUAACACUACUACUACUACUACUGCUAAUAUUAACCCUAUAAGGAAGAAGAAGCACAAUCACCACAACUACAAUGAGGAUGAAAAUAACAGUGAAGAGAAUUGUAUUGUCGCAUUUCGCAGAAAUUAUGAUGUGGAGGAUGAUGGGGAAGUAAGUGUAAUGCAAAGCAGUCGUUAUGUUUCCUUCUCAUUUACAAGUGCACUCACAUCACGGCGGCCAUCAGAGAGUCGCCCAGCAACACCGUCGCCAAAGCCACGGGCCGCUAUUAUGCCAUCCAACUUCCCAGACCUUCACUUCUCAGAUGAUGAGAAUGAAAAUAAAGAUGAGAAUAAAGAGAAGGAAGAUGAUGAGAAUAAAGAGAAAGAGGAAGAGAAAGAGCGAAAUGAAGAUAAACGGGAAAACAAUGAGGAUAUGAAUCCUCCAUUGUGUUGUACACCAACAUCUACGAUAGCCCUCUCGAGAUCUUUAUCUACAUCCGAUAAGAUGUCUACACGCCUACGUGAAGAGAAGGAAACUCUUGUUGAGAUUGUUGGAGUUGUUGAGUGUAGUAAUGCUGAAGAAGAUGUGAAAGAAUAUCAGAGGAAUGAUGUACAGACUAUCGGUACAUUUCCUCUUUCUUAUGGCGAGGCUCCUACAAUAAUGAAAACACAUAUGACUGUUAAUCCUUCUUCUUCCUCUUCUUCUAUGGAGAGAAAAGAACCGCCACUGCGAGGAAAUGGAGUAAAGCGGGAACGAUCUCAUCCCUCCUCACACCAGUCAACAUCUUUUAUACUCUGCGGUCGAGACUCCACUUCUUCUCCUCCCAUUGUGCCUGCUAUUAUGAAGGAUGGCAAUCAUCCUCAUAAUAAUAAUAAUAAUAAUAAUAAUAAUAAUAAUAAUAAUAAUAUUAAUGAUGGAUAUUGUGUAGAAGAGGUGGAGGAAAGUCCAAAGAGAGAUGAAGUUAAACGUCUCAAGGCCGAGUCCACUUCUCAACAGCAGCAACAACAACAACAAGAGGAAGAAGAUGAAGAAGAAAAGAAAAAAGAAGAACAAUCAUGCAUACGGAGAUCAACAGAUCUAGAACCAGAAGAGGAGAAGAGUGUUGCGUACAGUCUCUGUAUAGAUAACACACUGCCGAUGGGAAUAACAAAAGAAAAUGGAGGGUCGCUGGUGUUGGUGAGUGGUCCAACCCCAACACCGUGGCGCCAACGUCCUCUCAUCCCCGCAAUAACGGAAGAAACAAAAGUGGAAGAAAAAGAAGAGGAACCGCACAGUUCAAUGGUGAUUGAUGUUCGCUGCAGUGAUGCGAUGGUCUCUCCACGGAGACUUUUUACAGAUACUUCUAUUGAUAAUAAUAUGGAAAUAAAAGCAAACAACAACAACAACAACAACAACUGUCUGGUUACUUCUCAGGGGAAUCCAUGUACGGAAAAGGAUGAGGGAGCAGCCAACACUAUAGAGAUGGGAAUUGCGUUGAAUACAGUAACACCUAACACUGCCUCCUCUUUCUUAUUAUUAGAUGGUAAUGAAGAAGAAGAAGAGGAAAAGGAAAAAGAAAAAGAAGAAGAACAGGAAAAGAGUAUUAUGAUGACAACAACUCCACAUCGUCCAAGUGAAGAUUUAAUUGCGUUGAUUGAAGCUGCAAGAGAAGAGGUGCGGCGGGCGAGUGAGCGGCUCAUGGCGGCUAUUGAAGAUGCACAUCGUAGUCAUCAUGGAUCCUCAAUGAGGAGGAGUGUGAACCAUCAUGAGAAUGAGGAAGGUGAGAGUCAUUUAUAUUCACAUGAGGGGAUAGAUAGAUCUUGGCAGUUAAGCAUGGGCGGCUGCUCUACAGAAGAGACUAAUAAUAAUAAUAAUAAUAAUAAUAAUAAUAUUANUAAUAAUAAUAAUAAUAAUAAUAAUAAUAAUAAUAAUAAUAAUAAUAUUAAUAAUAAUAAUGUAUGGGAUCCGCCAAAGAAUGCCGUUCUCCGCUCUUUAUUGGCGAAGAAUGCCGAUCGCAUUGCACUUCGACUGCGUGGAUAUGAUCGCAGAGAUGCGGGUACACUUCCAAUGCAUGUAGUGACACGUGUAGUAUUGCAGUUGAUCCUAUUAAACUCUUCUUCUUCUUCUUCUUCUUCUUCUUCUUCCACUUUAUUAUUAUCAUCAUCAUCAUCUGAUGCUGCUGUUACUAUUGAUAAAACCCCACAACGUAUAAAUGAGAUGCUGUGGGGUUCUCUUCCAUCCUCUCCACUCUCACCGCUCUGCGGCAGUACACAUGAGAAGAAAACAAUCAAACAACAACAAGAAGAGACACGUGCGGUGGAGGAAAGUGUGAUGCGACUUUAUUUGAGUUUAUGGAGUUGUUUCCGAGAGUGCUUUGGUGAGCGAUAUGCGGCUAAACACCUCGGUUUAUUAGAAAACACAACCACCAUUGAUAACAACAAGGAUAAGAAGAAGAAUAGUGAUAAUAGUAAUAGUGGUAAUGGUAAUGGUAGUAGUUAUUCAAAUCGAAUGAUGACAUCUUUCCCGCGUCUUUAUCAACAAUUGUAUAAUGCGGGACAACAUACAGCAGCAAUGCCACCAUUAGAUGUUCUUGUGGAUUACAAGAGAUUUGCUUCCAGUCUUUCUGAGCUUUAA
Molecule: messenger RNA, 3033 nt
Organism: Trypanosoma theileri
Lineage: Eukaryota; Euglenozoa; Kinetoplastea; Trypanosomatida; Trypanosomatidae
Exons: 1
Coding region: 1-3033 (1010 amino acids)
Source: RefSeq, a predicted model, not a curated record